UGUGUGUGUGUGCGGAAAAGCAACAACAACAGCAGCAGCAGCAGCAAUAACAACAAUAACCUGGUCUCGUAUGUCCGCUUUCCUUGCUCGUUACGGUGCUUUUCUAUGCCCAAAGUGCAGGCAAGUGCAGCCUGGAAUCAGCACCGACGACAGUUGUCCAAAGGUUGAUUUAUCAGCAGAGCGAACGACUCAGCAACAACAAUAACAAGUGCAAUAAAAUGAGUUUUUAUUAAUUGCGCGCACACAUACAAUCUAAAGCCGAGGAAACACGCACACGCACUGUGCGAUCUAGAAAUAACUAAAAUCGAUAUCGAUAGGCACUAUCGAUUAACUUUUGCAAUCAAAAUGCACAGUUUAGCGCGCGUUUUUAGCAAUUUGCAAGACUUCUACAAUGACAUCAAUGCGGCCACACUGACCGGAGCCAUCGAUGUGAUCGUUGUGGAGCAAAAGGACGGCGAGUUCCAAUGUUCGCCCUUCCAUGUGCGUUUCGGCAAGCUGGGCGUGCUGCGCAGUCGUGAGAAGGUGGUUGACAUUGAAAUCAAUGGCGCCCCCGUGGACAUACAAAUGAAACUGGGUGACUCUGGGGAGGCAUUCUUUGUGGAGGAGUGCCCGGAUGAUGAUGAUGAGGAGUUGCCCGCCAAUUUGGCCACUUCACCCAUACCAAAGAGUUUUUUGCAGUCGCUGAACAAAGACAACGACAGCUUGGAGGAAAUACGCGGCGUGACAGCCGACAAAAGCGCUAGCGAAGAACUUCAAAUACCGUUGCCUUUGCCGCGUCGCAACUCAAUUGAUCUCUCCAAGGAGGAGCCCAAAGAAAUCGCUUUAGAGGGUGGCAAGUUCGAGAAUCAGGCAUCGGACUACACGCAUCGCAGGCACACGGAUAACAUCUUGGAGCGUCGUGAUUUGAGGGAGAAAAUCAAGGAGUUUACAACACAAAAAAUGCGCCAGGAAUGGGCCGAGCAUGAGGAGCUAUUUCAAGAGAAGAAACAGCCAGAGAAGGUAGAGAAAUUGCCAGAGCCAAAGUCAGAGCCGGAACCUCAACCAGCACCCGAGCCAGAGGUUGUCCAAACGCCGCCGUCAGCUAAGUCGGAGUUGCUGCUGAUAGCACCAGCGGUCACAGCAGCCGCGGCAGCCCCAACUGUCAUCAGUGAGGCCAAUAAGGAUGAUGUCAAGAGCAAGACCAAGAAGCGCCGCAAGAAGUCGCAAAUGAAGAAGAAGAACUCACAGCGCAAGACUUCCUCAAGCAGCUCUGCCGGCAGCGCCGCUGGCGGCGAUGCGGCCAAUGCAGAUGCCAUCUCGCUCAGCUCGUUGCAGGUCAGCAAUAUUGAUGAGACUGAUGUGGCGGCCAGUGUUUCCAUUACCCAUACCAACUCCUCGUCCAAUGAUGAGCAGGCCUCGCCCGCACUCCUAACGGCACACACAGGCAAUGAUAGUCCACUCAGCGAACUGGCGCAUACUGUCACGCCCACAAACGUGGCACGGCACGACCUGGACAUACACUUCUUUAGCGACACAGAGAUCACAACGCCCACGGGCAUUGGAGCUGGCGGCGCUGGACGCGGCGCCGGUCGUCCCUCGACGCCCAUCCAGAGCGACAGCGAACUGGAAACGACCAUGCGCGACAAGCGCCAUGGCGUCGAUGAUGAGAACAGCGCUCUCUGGAAUUGGGGUGAACUGCCCACGCCGGAGCAGGCCAAGGGUGCGGUCAGCGCCGCGGAUGCACAGCAAAGCCAACGCCACUGGAUGUUGAGCAACAUGUUUAGCUUCAUGAAGCGGGCCAAUCGUUUGCGCAAAGAGGGCGCUAACGAGGCUGGCGAUAUCUAUUUAUCCGAUUUGGAUCUGGGUCGAAUGGAUCCCGAGAUGGCGGCUCUCUACUUUCCCAGUCCCAAGAACAAGGAGGCCAAGCAAACGAACAGCGGCGACGAGGAUCGCGAGAGCGGCAACGGCACAAGCCUGCCUCAUUCGCCCAGUUCGCUGGAGGAGAACCAAAAGAGCAUGGACUCGGACUUUGAUGAGAGCAAACAGCUGGCACCACAGGGCAAGAAGUGCGUAGCCGCUAGCCGAAUCCCUCGCAAAUAUCAUCAGUUUAUGUCUUAUCCACUCGAUUUAUAUUUAACUAGAUAUUUGGACUUUGUGGCCAUGUCCAUGUGCGGCAUGCAGGAGAACGGUGCUCCGCCCAGAGAUGAGGAUUUCGAUCGACAGCUGGUCACCUAUCCGGAUGUGUGCAAGAAUCCAAAUAUGUUUGCAUCACCGAACCUAGUUGUACGUCUAAAUGGCAAAUACUACACUUGGAUGGCUGCAUGUCCCAUUGUCAUGACAAUGAUAACAUUCCAGAAGCAACUAACCGAAGAUGCCAUAGAGCAGCUGAUUUCGCCAGCGGCACAAGUUGGGGGCGAUGACAAGCCGGAGGCCGUGCACCCAACGGACAAUGUUGGUCAAACCAAGCGUUCCUGGUGGAUUUGGCGACGAUCUCAGGAUGCAGUGCCUAGUCAGGUGAACAAUGCGGACAAGAAACAUCAGAAUUCCGCUGCGCUGGGCAAGGAUGAGAAAGAUGGCGAUCAGGCUGCGGUUAGCACGCAAACAUCGCGUCCCAAUUCGCCGGAUAUAAGCGAUCCCACUCUCAGCAAGAGCGACUCGCUGGGCAAUGCUGAGAACACCUCCGCUCUGGUAGACAAUCUCGAGGAGCUGACCAUGGGCUCCAAUAAGAGCGAUGAGCCCAAGGAGCGUUACAAGAAAACGCUUCGCCUCAGCUCGGCGGCCAUUAAAAAACUAAACCUCAAAGAGGGCAUGAACGAAAUAGAGUUCAGUGUGACGACCGCUUAUCAGGGCACCACGCGCUGCAAGUGCUAUCUGUUCCGCUGGAAGCACAACGAUAAGGUGGUCAUUUCGGAUAUUGAUGGCACCAUUACCAAGUCGGAUGUAUUGGGCCACAUUCUGCCGAUGGUCGGCAAGGAUUGGGCGCAAUUGGGCGUGGCUCAGCUAUUCUCAAAAAUUGAACAGAAUGGUUAUAAGCUGCUCUAUUUAUCGGCACGUGCCAUAGGCCAGUCGCGCGUAACACGCGAAUAUUUACGCUCCAUCAGGCAGGGCAAUGUCAUGCUGCCCGACGGCCCGUUGCUUUUGAAUCCUACUUCGUUGAUAUCCGCCUUUCAUCGAGAGGUGAUUGAAAAGAAACCGGAACAGUUUAAGAUCGCUUGUCUGUCGGAUAUACGAGAUCUCUUCCCGGACAAGGAGCCCUUCUACGCCGGCUACGGCAAUCGCAUUAAUGAUGUGUGGGCCUAUCGCGCCGUCGGCAUACCCAUUAUGCGCAUCUUCACCAUCAACACGAAGGGCGAGCUAAAGCACGAGUUGACCCAAACAUUCCAAUCUUCGUAUUGCAGCAUGACUUAUAUUGUGGAUCAAUUGUUUCCACCCGUCAAGCAUGACGAAGUCGCCAUCGAAUUCUCCAAUUUCAACUACUGGCGUGAUCCCAUACCGGAUUUGCCGGAACUGGAGACGGCACUGGUGCCGCCCAACAAAUUAGACACAGCCACACUGAGACCCAUUCCAGAGAAAUGAAUAAUCCAUAACCAAACGCAACUACACUAAUAUUAUAUACACAUAUAUAUAUAUAUAUAUAUAUAUAUUUAUACAAUAUUACUAUUGACUAUUAGAGUGAAGCUUUCUGUCGUGUUAUAUUUCGUAAACAUUAUGUUCAUUUCGCAUUCAAUCUUGUUCAAAUUUCCAAAGAAAGAGAAAGAAAAAACACAAGUUGAUCACAAUUGAAAUUCAUAAAUACAUCAAGCCUAUGUAUACUAUAAUUAAAUUAUAUAUAUUAAGUUCUGUCAACAACCAGAAAAAGUGAUUUAGCCUUGAAUUUGUAUCAUUGCAUACGAAUUAUUUAGUUAAUUGAUUUGUAUUUCGUGAAUUUAUUUGCGCAGGUUUUAUUUAUUCAUUUCUUAUAUGCCUCCCUCUCGUUUCUUUUAGCUGCAUUGAAUGAUAAUAAUAAAAUGAAUAUCAAUUGUAAACUGAAAUUCCUGAGCUCUACUAUAUUGAAAUCUUGUGAUUUAUAAUUUAAACUUAACUACCUUCUAUUUUUAUGAUUAUUAUAAUUUUGUGAUCAUCAGUUAAUGAUAAAUAUAUUUUGUGCUUAUGAUUUAGUUUAUGCUGGGCUUAAACAAAUGCUUAAAUA
This is a messenger RNA of Drosophila novamexicana, 4168 nucleotides long. RefSeq names its product phosphatidate phosphatase LPIN3 (gene Lpin). The transcript is spliced from 11 exons. Lineage: Eukaryota; Metazoa; Arthropoda; Insecta; Diptera; Drosophilidae. Gene Ontology annotation, cellular component: nucleus. The record is from RefSeq and is a predicted model, not a curated record. Gene Ontology annotation, biological process: positive regulation of transcription by RNA polymerase II; fatty acid catabolic process; cellular response to insulin stimulus. The coding region runs from base 346 to 3555 and encodes 1069 amino acids. Gene Ontology annotation, molecular function: transcription coactivator activity; phosphatidate phosphatase activity.